This is a messenger RNA of Physella acuta, 2680 nucleotides long. RefSeq names its product ADP-ribosylation factor 1-like. NCBI's taxonomy places the organism in Eukaryota, Metazoa, Mollusca, Gastropoda, Physidae. The record is from RefSeq and is a predicted model, not a curated record. Gene Ontology annotation, molecular function: GTP binding; GTPase activity.
UCUAUAUCUAAUCUAUCUCGAAGGGGAAACAACAGCCGCUCCCUUCUGAUCACGGCAAAAUAUUUGAUCUAGGGCUUAUUCUAUUAUUAAUAAUAAUAAUUUAUUAAGCCUAUUAUUUUGAAUUAAAUACCCAAAUUACUUAUUUGAAAUUAGUAUAAAUGUUAAACGUUUAGACUAGAAUCUACAAGAUUAUAAAACAACAACAAAUAAAAUGGGCGCAUUGUUUAGCUUUAGCAAAGACCAUGAUAGAAUAGUUAUUGCGUGUCUGGAUCCAUGGUGCAAGACUUCACAGUUGUUCAAACUAAAGCUUGGAGAGGUUGUUACAACAAUACCCCCAUUUGGUUUCAAUUUCCAGAAACUCAACUUGAAUGAAGCAAUUGACAUUUGUGGCAGAGAUAAAAUGCGUCCCCUCUCUCGUGAUUUCUACGCCAACACAGAUGGAGUUAUCUACAUGAUUGACAGCAAUAACAGAGAAAGAUUAGAUGAUGCUAUAGACGAGCUAAUGCAGAAAUUCUUAACUCAGCCUUAUGAUUUGAUUGACACUGUGGUCAUGGUCCUGGCCAACAAUCAAGAUCUACCCAAUGCUCUUUCCUCCCAGGAAAUUGAAGAUCGGCUGAAGGAAAAAUGUCCUCGCUGUAGACAGACAAUAUUUGUGUUGCCGUGUUCAGUAACCACCAAAGUUGGUGUGCAUGAAGCUUUUGAUGAAUUUGUGAAGCAAAUCAAAUUAAUGAAAGCUGGGAAGGCAAAGAGAAGUUACAUUGAUGUGCACAAAUCUAUGGAGGAAGACUGUUCAAAGGGAGGGAAUUCAUUAAAUUCUAUCCGGCCUGGUUAUUUUAAGAGUUAUCUUUCUUACUUCAAGCAGAUUCUCUCCAAUAAGAAACAAAAAAAUAAUUCAGUAAAGAUGAGUGCUGGCAGGUCAGCAGAACCAGUGGACACUGUGACGUCAUCAAACACAGGAGACUCGCAGCAAAUGGUCAGCACUGACACCCAGCUCACCAAUGUCCAACAGGUAGACCUACAACCUACUGACCAGUCUCAGCCUGUGUUAGACUCACACAGUAAAAGUGCUGACCUACAAUGACCUACACAAGUUAUCUGCUGACCUUAAGCUCACCAGUUAUGACCGGCUUGAACUCCAUUCUACCAGUACUCUGAUAUAAGUCUCUAAGACCUAGACCACCCACACAAGCACAGCCAACCUACUGCAACAUUUAAAAGUACAUUUGAAGCUCCAGUUCCACUGAAAUCAUUAGCAGUAUAAAAACAUCCAUAGGGUGUACAUAGAACAUGUGAAUAGAACAAAAGGGUCCAAAAGAAAUGUAAACAAUUUUUUUUUUAUGGGAGAGUGUGGCCUAGUGGUAUACUUGCUAAACUUCUAACAUGUAAGUCUCUAGUUUGAAUCCUGGUUCGUCAAUAUCGUUACGAUCCCUAGGGAUCAUUAACCUUGUUUGGCCCCAUCGAAGGGGACGUGACCUGAUGCUCAUAAACUAAGGUGACCAGUGCUUGAAUAGCCGGCAAUGUAAUUAAAAUGAAAUGCGAAGGCAUGGUCACGGAUCGGCCAGUAUAGGCCGUGAGAAUCUGGGGGUCUGGCCGACCACACCCUUGAUUGGAAUCGACACUGUGGGCGGUGCAGAAUUGGAGUCUGCGGGACUCGGAUAGUAACUUGGCCAGUGGCCAACAGCCCAUAAAUUACCUUUUGACGCCACGGACUGACCGUUGAUGCUUGACCUAGGCUAGUGACAGUCCGUGGUUUCUGGCUGGAAAACCCAUGGCCGGAGAUGACCCUGGGGUAGACCCCACACUUGCCUGGGUGGCUGUUCUCAUGGUAGAGCAUGAGGGACUCAAGUAUUUUAGGGGACACAGGCACACACACAGACACACAUCCGGAUGGUUAGGGUGAGAUGGGACGUCUCUGUGAGCUGGUGGCAAGCCACGAGAUGUCUGUACUGUUGUAGACCUAGGAUUGGAUAGACCGUUAGGGAGAGAGUAGAUUAGUCGGACUAAGGACUUUAGUUGUUGUAGAUGGUUAUAUAUUUUUCUUAUUGUGUUCCAUGUGGUGGCGGGUUAACGUUAGUUAGUGUAUCUUUAUUAUGGCAAUAAAUAGAAAAGAUUGAUAUUGGUAUUUAUUAAUUCUUAUUUUCUUAUUCUUGUUUACGAUUCCCUGACUAGUUCAAAAAGAUUAGAGAAGGGGGUCGUAACAAUAGAAUGUUCCUGAGUCCACACAGCUCUGAUUAGUACCUAACUCACAUUAGGGAAAAUAAAGGCAGCAGGGCAAAGUGCUGACUGCACUAUCCCUUCAUACACCGAGGUCUAUGAAACACAUGAACUCUACUUCAUCUGCUGAUGUGAUGAUAUUUUUUGUAUUUAUGUAUUCGUAUUUUUUGUAUUAUGUGUACUUUCAAUGAGGAUAUUAUGUUCCAUUUUAAUAUGGGGUUGUAUCAGUGCCAUUUACCGUAAUGUUAUUUUGAAUUUAUUAUUUUACUAGUGGUAAAGAAAUUAUGAUAAAUCUUAAGACAGUGCGCUGAUCGUGAUUUUUGCACAAAUAAUAAUUUUAAAAAUGUAGGCUAUUGUUUUUGUUUUUAUGCUGAGUGAUUUAAUUUGUGAUUGUUUUGUAAAUAUAUUGCUCAUAUACAUAUUUAUACAUAUAUUUAUUUUUGGAAACUUUAUUUCUAAUAAAAUA